Messenger RNA from Gymnodraco acuticeps, 1989 nucleotides. Its product is annotated as zona pellucida sperm-binding protein 4-like. Lineage: Eukaryota; Metazoa; Chordata; Actinopteri; Perciformes; Bathydraconidae. The transcript has 8 exons. Gene Ontology annotation, molecular function: acrosin binding; structural constituent of egg coat. Gene Ontology annotation, biological process: prevention of polyspermy; binding of sperm to zona pellucida. The record is from RefSeq and is a predicted model, not a curated record. Gene Ontology annotation, cellular component: egg coat. Bases 44 to 1915 code for a protein of 623 amino acids.
AGUUGCUGUUCCUUUCAAAUCAGUUCACUGUGAAGCCAAUGCAAUGAAGUUGAUUGUUUCUUUUUUGGCAGUUGCCCUGCUUGGCUGUCUGGCUGAUGCUCAACAUAUAAAGAAGCAGUCUCAGGAGCCUCAUCAGCCACAGUGGGCUCAGCUGCCCCAGCAGCCUCAUCAGCCAGCAACUCCCCCUAAAUGGAACCCACCUCAGCAGCCUCAUCAGCCAGCAACUCCCCCUAAAUGGCACCCACCUCAGCAGCCUCAUCAGCCAGCAACUCCCCCUAAAUGGAACCCACCUCAGCAGCCUCAUCAGCCAGCAACUCCCCCUAAAUGGCACCCACCUCAGCAGCCUCAUCAGCCAGCAACUCCCCCUAAAUGGAACCCACCUCAGCAGCCUCAUCAGCCAGCAACUCCCCCUAAAUGGCACCCACCUCAGCAGCCUCAUCAGCCAGCAACUCCCCCUAAAUGGAACCCACCUCAGCAGCCUCAUCAGCCAGCAAUUCCCCCUAAAUGGAACCCACCUCAGCAGCCUCAUCAGCCAGCAACUCCCCCUAAAUGGAACCCACCUCAUCAGCCUCAUCAGCCAGCAACUCCCCCUAAAUGGAACCCACCUCAGCAGCCCCAGCAGCCUCAGCAGCCUUGGCAUGAUCAGCAGCCUAAACAUCCACAUAGGCCUCAGCUGCCCAAGCAGCCCCAUCAGCCUAAAGAGCCACAGUGGCCAAAGUUGCAUCAGACUCCUUGGAAUGAUCAGCAGCCUAAACUUCCACAGAGGCAUCAGCAGCCAACUCCCCCUAAAUGGAACCCACCCCAGCACCCUCAGCAUUCUAAACAGCCACAGAGGCUUCAGCAAACUUGUGAAGUUGCUGACAAUCACAAGAUACAGUGUGGAGCUCCUGGAAUCUCUACUGAACAUUGUGAAGCUAUAAACUGCUGCUAUGGUGGAAACAUGUGCUAUUAUGGAAAAUCUGUGACCCUUCAGUGCACCAGGGAUGGUCAAUUCGUCAUGGUGGUGGCCAAAGAUGCCACCCUACCCAACCUCGAUUUAGAGACAGUUUCCUUACUUGGAGGUGGCGAAAACUGCAAUCCUGUUGGCACUACUUCAGCCUUUGCCAUCUACCAGUUCCCUGUCACUGCCUGUGGCACUGUCAAGAUGGAGGAGCCUGGCGUUAUAACCUAUGAGAACCGGAUGUCCUCCUUUUAUGAAGUCGCUAUUGGAGCCAACGGAGCCAUCACCAGGGACAGUCAAUAUGAGCUGCUUGUCCGGUGUAGAUACAUUGGCACCUCAAUUGAGGCUCUAGUUAUCGAGGUUGGCCUGCUUCCUCCACCACCCCCAGUGGCAGCUCCAGGACCCCUGCGCGUGGAGCUAGUGCUGGCCAAUGGAGUGUGUUCAGUCAAGGGAUGUGUGGAAGAGGAGGUGGCCUACAACUCCUUUUACGUUGACUCUGAUUACCCCGUCACAAAGGUUCUCAGAGACCCUGUGUAUGUGGAAGUCCGUAUACUGGAGAGGACUGAUCCCAACAUUAUAUUGACUCUUGGAAAAUGCUGGGCAACUUCUACUCCCUACUCUCAAAGUCUCCCUCAAUGGGACUUGCUGACUGAUGGCUGCCCAUGCCGUGAUGACCCCUAUCUGACCAUUCUGGUCCCUGUGGACGCUUCAUCAGGACUCAUGUACCCAACCCACCACAGGCGUUUUGUUUUCAAGAUGUUCACGUUUGUAUCCGGUGGAGGUGUAAAGCAAGCGGCUAUGAUUCCCCUCAACGAAAAGGUGUAUAUCCACUGUGAAGCAGCCGUGUGUCAACCGUCUGUCGAAGAUAAUUGUGAACCUAGGUGCCUCAGAAAAAGGAGAGACGUUUCUGUCCAGAAAGGCUCCAGAGAAGAGACCACUGUGGUUAGCAGUAAGGAGCUGGUCUUCAUUCAGUAACAUUAUCCUGAAAUCUCUUUCUCUGAUGUUUUGUGAAAAGUGAUUGAGUUUCAAAUAAAUACCCAAUUGCUGAA